GUCUGCGUUUUCAAUAAAACCUAGAAAUAUAUGCAUUUAUUGUUUGGUGUGAAAUUUAGAAAUGCAAAUAUUUAGCUGAAUAAUGCUUUAUUUUGGAAAAUAAAUCACAGAAAUUAGUUUUGCUUUAUGGCAUCUACCAGGGAGCUUACCCAGGGGUCUUCGCACCACACUUUCCAAGAUGGCUGCCUCCGUCACAGGUUUACUAAAACCUUGGACACCAAGGGUACUCCUGGUGAGAUGGAGCAGGUACAACCCUUACUACCUGGAGCCUGAGCCUAGGAAAGAGGUGUACCACAUCCCAGAGACUGAGCUCACACCUGAGCAGAAAGAGGAGAGGGAGCUGAAAUCUGUCAGGCCCAUAAAGGCAGCCACCAACUCUGUUACCAGCUCUGUUUUCAACGACCCUGUGCUGAGCAAGUUUGUCAACAUGAUGAUGAAAGAUGGUGACAAGAUUAUUGCCAAAGGUAUCAUCACACAGACAUUGGAGAACAUGAAGAGAAAACAGGUGGAGAAGUACCACAAAGCCCCCGAGGGAAAGAAGGCAGAGAUUGAGUGUAAUCCAUACGCCAUCUUCCACCAGGCUCUGGAGAAUUGCAAGCCUGUCAUUGGCCUGGCUAGCAUUCAGAAAGGGGGCAAGUUCUAUCAGGUGCCCAUACCUCUGACAGACAACAGGCGGCGCUUCCUGGCCAUGAAGUGGAUGAUCACAGAGUGCCGGGACAACAAGCACAGACGCACACUAAUGUACGAAAAACUAUCUCAGGAACUGCUGGCAGCCUUCUCAAAGGAGGGCAACGUGGUCAAACGGAAACACGAACUGCACAAGAUGGCUGAAUCCAACAGAGCCUAUGCCCACUAUCGCUGGUGGUAGUCGACUUUGAAGUCUUGAGUGUAGCAUUCAAAAUGGGACCUUUUGGACUGGAAGGAAUUCAAUCCAUUGUCCCUUUGGUCAAACUUGAGGUGGAAUUCCUUGUUGGAAAAUAAAAACAUCAUGGACAUUUGUGCAACACAUCAUGGGAGAUAGCCUGUCAAUGCCCUACAUUGAAGACAAUGUAAAUAUAAAUCUCUUGGACUCUUGUGAAAUAUUUGGAAUGGUGUGAAUCCAAGUAUACUGACCACAAACACAGUUACUGUAAAUGUGGCUUAUUUUACUACCAUUGUAUUAUGGUUCAAUAAAGAAUGAUUGUGAAAACAUUACAAAUGACAUGAUCACAUACUGUAUUUAGAAUAUAGGUGUAAUCAGUGACAUCUUCAAAUAAAUAAAAGCUUAGGUAAAACCCAGGUCGAUUU
Molecule: messenger RNA, 1287 nt
Organism: Oncorhynchus gorbuscha (pink salmon)
Lineage: Eukaryota; Metazoa; Chordata; Actinopteri; Salmoniformes; Salmonidae
Product: 28S ribosomal protein S7, mitochondrial-like
Exons: 5
Coding region: 179-868 (229 amino acids)
Biological process (GO): translation; ribosomal small subunit assembly
Cellular component (GO): ribosome
Molecular function (GO): mRNA binding; structural constituent of ribosome; rRNA binding
Source: RefSeq, a predicted model, not a curated record